AUAACAUCAAUACCUCCGGUUCAAACUUGGUUAAAGGCUUCCUGGGAUGCACCACCUUUAAUACUUGAAAUACUAGAAACAAUUUCAAUUGAAAAUUCAACAAGUUAUUUUCACUUUAUUAAUGAGUUAAUAGAGAAUGAAAUAUUAUUUUUGAGUGAUGAGAAAGAAAUUUAUUCUAAAACUAUUGAAAUAAUUUCCAGCAAAAAUUAUUUGUCAAAUGAAUCAAAAUCAUUACUUGAGUUUUCAUUAUCAAUACAUUCAACAACACCAACAAUACAAACUUAUUACAAUUAUUAUAAUAGUAAAUACAAUAGUAAUGAUCAUAAUAAAUAUAAUAAUUGUAAUAUAAUAAUAGAUUAUUAUGAGAAUGUUUCAUGUGAGAUCGAAGAAUUCAAAGAGUUCAUAAAUAGUUAUAGUGGCAAUAAUAAUGAUAAUAUCAAAUUAUUGUCAUUUGAUCACAUAUUGAAGCCAAACAAGAACAUCAAUGGCAUUAAUAAUAAUAAUUUACCAAUAAUAAUCUUAUAUUCUGAUUUAAAUUCUUUGGAUUUCAUUUAUAUUCAUAAAUAUUUGAUAGAUUUAGUUAAUGAUAAUAAGAUUAUUUACAUAUUAAGAUAUAAGCCUUUAAUAAAUAAUAAUAAUAAUAAUAACAAAGAAUUAUAUUUAUCAGGAUAUGGGGUAGAAUUAGCAUUAAAGCAAACUGAUUACAUUGUACUCGAUGAUAGAAACAUAAAUUCAGAAGAUGAUAAUAGUAAUAUUGAAGAUAAUAAGAUCGAAGAUAAAUUGAAUGAUAAUUUAUUUAGUGAAGAAAUUUCUGAAAUUGUGCCAUUGAAAUCAAGUGAAAUCAAAGAUUCAAAUAACCAAUUAUCAUCACUAAUAAAAUUAUCCCAAGAUUUUCCAAAAUAUUCAUAUUCCAUUUCGCAAUUAACAUUAAAUACAUCAAUUGUAAAAGAAGUAUCAUUAAAUCAACAUUAUAUUACUAAUGAAAAUAACAUUUUAUGGUUAAAUGGAUUGAUUUUAGAUCAUAAUAAUAUUAAUCCAUUCAGUCCUGGUGUAUCAAUUGAACUGUUGACUUUGCAAAGUAAAUCAGAAUCUAAAACAUCUUUAGAUGUCACAAAAGGAUUAUUUGAUGUUAGAGAUCAGUCAAAAAAUUCAAAUUUAAUUGUUUGGUUCAACGAUUUUGAAAAAGACGAAAAAUAUGAACAUUGGCCAUCUAAAAUAUUUGAGAUCCUUAGACCUGUUUAUCCUGGACAAAUGAGAUUUCUAAAGAAAAAUUUAUUCACAACUUUAUUUGUACUUGAUUUAUCUUCAGUGGAGAGUCUUAAAACAUUAACAGAACAAAUUAAAACAUAUAUUGACAAUGAUGUAAAAGCAGUUGAUGGAUUGGUAAUAUGUUAUCAAUAA
Molecule: messenger RNA, 1401 nt
Organism: Entrophospora candida
Lineage: Eukaryota; Fungi; Glomeromycota; Glomeromycetes; Entrophosporales; Entrophosporaceae
Source: the annotation of a GenBank genome assembly